Messenger RNA from Dermacentor silvarum, 378 nucleotides. RefSeq names its product histone H1-gamma, late-like. The transcript has 2 exons. The record is from RefSeq and is a predicted model, not a curated record. NCBI's taxonomy places the organism in Eukaryota, Metazoa, Arthropoda, Arachnida, Ixodida, Ixodidae. Bases 1 to 378 code for a protein of 125 amino acids.
AUGCCGAGCAGGCAACAAGCCUCACACCACGGCCAGCCACCCCAAGGUGUCGUGCAUGGUGAACGCGUCCAUUGGCGAGCUGAGGGAGCGCAGAGGGUCGUCGCUGCUGGCAUGCGGGAAGAAAAACAGAGGAGGGAGCAUUACGUCACGCAGAGAGGUGUGAAGAAGGCCAACGGAGACAAGAAUGCAGCCGAGAAGUCCGCAAGCACCAGGUAUACUUACAAGAAGUCCACGACGAAGUCUCUCAAGAAGGGGGCGGCCAAGAAGGCCGAACCAGCAAAGAAGCCAAUGGCCGAGGAGAAGGUGUCGCUGCCCAAGAAACCCAAGAAGCCGGCGGCCAAGAAACCGGUCACUCCCAAGAAGACACCCAAGAACUAA